AUGUCCAUAAUUGCUUGCUCUGGAGAAAGGGCCAGCGAGGAUUGCUCGAAACCAUGCCUCUCCUCCGUUGUUGUUUUGAUUUCUGUUAACGGGGCGGUAUCGACGUUCCUAACAAAGCUUGUGGUGAGUUUAAAAGGCACAGGUUCCGCAGUUGUCAUCGAGGAGCCCAGUGAUUCAGCAGCUGUAGUGAGUGUAGUGAUGUUCACAAGCGUAGACGGCUUCGUUGAAGAAGGGGCUAGCGAGCUUCUCAAUGCGAUCGAUGGAUUCCGGAGAUAAGGUAAAUUCAGAGGAUAUGGUUCCUCCGUAACUGGAUAUUUGUGACCGCAUGUUGUUUGACAGCUCUUAAUAUCACCAAAAAAGUUCCUCGCUUUCGAUUUACAUCCGCCAUACCAAAACGACUUGCAAGCACCUCGUGUCUUAUUGAAGAACCAUUUCAACUCCUGA
Molecule: messenger RNA, 444 nt
Organism: Haemonchus placei
Lineage: Eukaryota; Metazoa; Nematoda; Chromadorea; Rhabditida; Trichostrongylidae
Source: the annotation of a GenBank genome assembly